Molecule: messenger RNA, 1598 nt
Organism: Ochlerotatus camptorhynchus
Lineage: Eukaryota; Metazoa; Arthropoda; Insecta; Diptera; Culicidae
Product: membrane-bound alkaline phosphatase-like
Exons: 4
Coding region: 91-1458 (455 amino acids)
Biological process (GO): dephosphorylation
Molecular function (GO): alkaline phosphatase activity
Source: RefSeq, a predicted model, not a curated record
CUAGACUCGAAUCGUCGGGGUGGACAGUAACCGUUCAUCUAUCGGUCGUUGCUUAUCUCAUCUUGUAAAGCGACCACAAUUGCUCGUAGUAUGAGCUCGGAAGUAAUUAAUCUGGAUUCAAUGAAUAGGCGCAACGAUAUGGAUACUAGUGAAUUCGACCUAUCACAACCCCGGAGUGGCAGAGUCAAGGAGUUUUUUCGAUUUAUUUGUACAAAAAUAUGCGUUUUUUUAAUCAUUGUUGGUAUUAUUUCAAUAGUUAUUGUGUGCGUAGCAUUUUUGGUUAACUACGAAAAUGACGCAGAAGUGACACUAACCAUGGAUGUUUUGAAAGAGGACUUGCCCGCAGAGCAAGACGUUUGGUUCAGAAAAGGCUUGAAAGACCUUGAAUUUGCUCUCAAUACUCAUGCGAAUAAAAAGAGGGCUCAGAAUGUUAUACUAUUUGUUGCUGAUGGUUUCCACCCAGAUACUAUGACUGCAGUACGUGUUCAUGAGUACGGAAGCAACGGAACGUUCACAUGGGAGCACUUUCCCCAUCUGGGUCUCGCACGAUGGUACAAGCGCAACUCGGUGGGGACGGCUCUCUUCGGAGGAGUCGGUGCAAACCGUGGUACAUCGGGAGUGGACUCGGCCGUUCAUCCAAAUGAUUGCACUGCCACGAUUGUUGACACUAACCACGUGGAGUCAAUUCUUUCGUUGGCUCUAGGGUCUGAUUUGGGAACAGGAUUCAUCACAAACGGAGAUAUUCGAGACGGUACACCGGCUGCUCUGUAUGCUCAUGUUGUUAACGAUAGUUGGACAUGCCCGGAAAUGCUUCCUGAUCAGAUUGACGAGCCUUUCACAUGUUUGGACACUGAAACGCAACUGAUGGGCUAUAUCCCAGGCAACGAAUUGAAUGUCAUCGUGGGAUGGAAUGCCUUAGGUGCAUCAUGCGAUUCCUCUCUCCUUACCACUUUUUGGAAGGAUGCUGAUUGUUUCAUUGCUGCCGAUAUGUCAGAUUUCUCCAAAGUCACCGUGAACACCAAACAUAUUCGAGCACUGUUUCCGGAAUCGCUGCGAACCGAAAUUUCAUUACACGAGGUAGUUAUAAAAUCAACGCAAAUUUUGAGCAACGCUCAUGAUGGAUUUCUGUUGGUUGUUGUUUGCAAACCUGUGAGUGAAAAUAAUGAAGAUGAUAUUUUAGAACUGGACAAAACUGUUAGAUUAACAAUGAACUCGUUACGGGAUUCAUUAAAUGAAACACUGAUAAUCGUAGUUUCUAGCCCAUUUUCUGAUAAAAAACAAACCAUAUCCGAGGAAGAAACAAUAGACACUGCGAUUCAUGCAACAGGUCCAAUGGCACAUCUUUUCCAUAAAGUGCACGAUCCAACCUAUGUCGCCCACGUGAUAUCCUAUGCGGCUCGUUUGGGGAGAUUUCGUGACAGCGUGUUGGCCAGUUCAUUUCUGCAGUGGUUUUCUUAAGGUCAGAAAACUGCGUCGAUAAGUAAUAAGAGAAAAUCACUUAUAAUUAACAUUGAAUCAUACAAUUUGCAACAGUGAUCCCUCGAGUUUUAACCAAUAGUGAACUACACAUAGUCCAUAUUACGAAAAUGAAAGAAGUC